This is a messenger RNA of Micromonas pusilla CCMP1545, 483 nucleotides long. RefSeq lists its product as uncharacterized. The record is from RefSeq and is a predicted model, not a curated record. Lineage: Eukaryota; Viridiplantae; Chlorophyta; Mamiellophyceae; Mamiellales; Mamiellaceae. Gene Ontology annotation, cellular component: AP-1 adaptor complex; membrane coat; intracellular membrane-bounded organelle. Gene Ontology annotation, biological process: intracellular protein transport; vesicle-mediated transport. The transcript has a single exon. Gene Ontology annotation, molecular function: clathrin-cargo adaptor activity. Bases 1 to 483 code for a protein of 160 amino acids.
AUGAUUCACUUCGCGCUGCUGUUCAGCCGGCAAGGCAAGGUCCGGCUGUCGAAGUACUACAAGCCGUACAGCCAGAAAGAGCGCGCGAAGCUCGUGAAGGAGGUCACGUCGCAGAUCCUCUCGCGCCCGUCCAAGCUGUGCAACGUCGUCGAGCAUCGAAACCUGAAGCUCAUCUAUAAGAGGUACGCGUCGCUGUACUUCACGCUCGCGGUGGACGACGAGGAGAACGAGCUCAUCGUCCUGGAGAUGAUCCAGCACUACGUCGAGAUCUUAGAUCGGUACUUCGGAAACGUGUGCGAGCUGGACCUCAUCUUUAACUUUCACAAGGCGUACUACCUCCUGGACGAGGUGUUCGUCGCGGGAGAGCUCCAGGAGACGAGCAAGAAGCUCAUCGCGCGGUUAGUGAGCGAGCAGGACGCGCUCGUGGAGGCGGCGAAGAUGGGGACGGUGGAGCAGGACGGGACGCCGCUGCAGUAUCCGUGA